AUGGAGAUUAGGUUUAAGUGUGUUGUUCAUCAUUCUGGUGAGUUUUCUAGCGAGUUUGUAAAUUUUACAAAGUUAGGUUAUGUAGGGUUAGAGGAGAUAUGGAAUGUUGAUCCUGAUUAUUGGAGUUACUUUGAAAUAUUGGACAAGUUAAGAGAGUUAGGUUACCCUACUAUAGAUAGGUUGUGGUAUUAUGAUGAUAUGAUUGAUAAUGAUAUAGUUCAGUUAGAAAAUGAUAAGGGGACUGAUAGGAUGAGAACCAUUGUAGUGUUAACUGGGGAAUGCCACCUGUAUGUUACACAUCAUGUAUCUGAACCUGAUGUUAUUGAGAAGCCCAUACUCUCACUAUCACAUGUGAGCAUAUUGGGUGAAUAUAUGUGUGGUGAAGGGCCUGCUAUGGUUAAUAAUCAGGAUGAGACCACAGUAGCUAAGGAUGUGGUUGGUGAAGUAUAUGAAGGGGGAAGUAAUGAAUGUGGGACCACACUGGGAGAAGAUGUGGUGGAAGAGGGGACAAGAGUUGAUGAAGUUAAGGAGAAUGUUGGGAUUGAAGAUAAUGUUGGAAUUGAGGAAAAUGUGGGUGAUGUGGGGACCAACUUUGAAACUGAGAUGAAGGUUGGUCAAGAGGAGAUAAACUGUAACAAUAUGGAUGAUGUGGGGACCACCUGUGAAAUGGAGGAGAAUGUGGAUGUAGGGAUGAAUGUUGGAGGGGAUGAAACCAAUGAAGGACUGAACUGUAACUAG
Lathyrus sativus (Indian pea) is the source of this 738-nucleotide messenger RNA. The record is from the annotation of a GenBank genome assembly. Lineage: Eukaryota; Viridiplantae; Streptophyta; Magnoliopsida; Fabales; Fabaceae.